Molecule: messenger RNA, 4566 nt
Organism: Adineta ricciae
Lineage: Eukaryota; Metazoa; Rotifera; Eurotatoria; Adinetida; Adinetidae
Source: the annotation of a GenBank genome assembly
AUGGCAGCCAGUUUACGUACAAAAGCUGUUGAACGGUCGAUUAAAUCCAAUACAGCUGCUUAUUAUUCCUAUAUCGAUGAAAGCAAAAAUCCUGUGUUGCAAAGUUUUGAAAAUCAAAUAUCGGAUUUUAAAAACUAUGUGAUUAAACAAUCGAAAUCGAAUCAACAAAUUGACGGCCGAUUAUCUGAAACGUUGUUUCAAUUAUGGGGAACAUUCCAGUCGAGGGUAUCAGUACGACUGUACUGCGAAAAGUUGAUGCAUCUUGGUGAAUUUCUUGUUGCACAUGAAAAAUAUAGUUUGGGUCUGUUUCAAUGCUAUCAGCGGUAUUUGAAUGAUUUCGGAACAUUUCAUAUGCAAGAUUUUCAAACAAUAGAUCAAAUUGAACAGCGAUUUUUUCCAAAUGGAUUAUCGGAUGCUACAGCGGACGUAUCCUUUCAAGCUUUGAUGGGCUGUGCUCUUUGUUUAUUUUUUCUAUCUGUUGAACAAGAUCCAAAAGUACAACUCGACGAAACACUCGAUCGAUGCAUCAUCGCAUUGUCAUUUACUCGGUUGCUGAUGAAUUUAGCACUGAAAGAUGACCGAUGGUCAUGGCUUGUUUACAAUGGAACAAUUUACUUAUACAAAAUGAGCCGUUAUCUGAUGGCAUUAGGUUACUCUCUACAGGUUGUUGAGUAUCUUGUAUGGGGUGCUGUGAGUACUGAAAUGUGUUUACCAUUGCUAUCCAUCACGUAUUUACCAUGGCGAUCAACGUUGUAUUGCGCAGCAUGUGAAGCAUUUUAUGAUAGCCGAACGCCGUCCGAUGGUGAAAAAGCAAUUGCUGGCGAGAAUUUCGCUCGUCGGGCAUUGGAACAGUUCAAAAAUCUUCAUGAAUUGCAAGCGCUGAGUGUCGAAGGAGAUAAAUGUCAAGUAGAGAAUUCCUUUCGUUAUGCGACAAUAAAAAUCGCCACGAUGAUUUUCAAACGCAUGGUAUUCGAGAGUCGUCGAAAGGCGAAAGGCGUUCUUCGACCGAAAGUUCGUCAAGCUGCUAAAGAACUCACAGGUCCAUGGCCACGAACAUUAACAGAGAAACUACUGAGCGAUAUGUUCGAUUGUCGUUGCGCACAAUUCUUAGCCAUUAUUCAAGCGUUGUCAGAUAGUAACCGACGAUUGGUACUAGCUGGGCCAGCUAACGAACACGAAACAGAAUUGCUCGACGUGACGAAUGAGUUAUUCUAUGCAGCUCAAUACAUCUUACAAGUUAAACAUGCCAAUGUGGAUCAAAUUGCUGGAGCCAAUGCAAAUAGUGUCUAUCCGAAUAUAACAUUGAAAGAAGAUGUUAAUCUUCUCGAUUUAGCGAUCAAUGGACAAUAUGUUGUGCCUCUAUCGUAUGUCUUACAAUUAGUUAAAUUGGCAUUUAAUUAUCAAGUUAACGAUGUGUUUGAAUCAAUGAUGGAACCUAUAAGUGAAUUAGUUGACCGAGCAGGUGGCAGUCAAACUUCAGUUCUUGCUUUAUUGCAAAUUCUUUAUGAAAUUGAUCAAUGUGAAAAAGAUCGUAAAGCAGCAGCAAAUGCAAAGAAUGCACGGGCUAUCAAAGGCGCGAAAGAGACUGACGUAAAGAAAGCACGUGGAAAGAGUCCACCGAAAAGUAAAGAAAGAUCACGAAAGAAGAGUCCUGAACGUGCAAAAGGAAAAUUGAAAACACCAAGACCUGUCCGAGACCUAAUUGAUGCUGCUAAAGAUGUUCGUGCUGAAUCGGAAACAGUUGUUCCAGAUAAACCCAAUCAAGAACGAUCUGUCGAAGAUCUAUUAGAAGAUCUUUGCUUUUUACUAUUGAUGGAUCCACAAAUUCAUGAAAAAUUUGAACGAGAUGUUCUAAUUGAUGUCAGUCUAUUACUCUGGAACAAGUGUCGACCUGUUCUACGACGAUUCUACAAUGAACCAAACGAUAAUCAUCGUUGGUUGACACGACUUGAUCAUGACCAUGUCAAAUGGGUUCAUCUAUGUUUUCAAACUCACGAAAUCAUGUCUCGCUUUAACUUUGCUGUUGUUGAUGCAAGUGCCUACGCUGAAUGUUCACUUCGUCUGGGCCAAAUACUAGUUGCUUUGAUUCAGCCAAGUCCAACCAUUGAAGCCACCACUCGCACGAGUUCUUACAAGCAACGUUUAAAUGAAUUACGCGAGUCCCUCACUGCUCACUGUGCGAAAGCAACUCUACAAAACUAUAUCGAUGAACUGAAGCGCCAACAAACAUUACUUGAUAAUUCUACAUUGAAAGAUGAAAAAUCUCGAAAGCAACAAUCGCACAGUGCGGAUCCUCAUUCAUCAUUAGAAAACAAUACAUUAACACUGUCUCGACAAUUUCCAUUGAUCUUCUUUGCCGAACAAUUUCUUUCACGAUCAUUGAAUGUACUAGCUCAAGCACGAUCGAAUCUGGUUCGAUCCGAUGGCUCAUCAUUGUUUGAUCGGAAUUGGUCGGCAAACGCUAAUGACGACGAUGACGAAACGGAUUCAUUCAAUCAAGUGCGAUUUUUUGCGACUCAACCUUUCCAUAUGGAGAAAGGACAAACCAGCAAGCUAAUGGAUAAUCUUGUGAAAGAUCUCGAUGCUGAAUUACACUUUAUCUACUGUCGAAUUGCUGCACUUCUCGAACAAACAAGCGACGCUAAGUCGAUCAAAAAGGGCUCAAUUGAACAAUAUCUCACUGAUGCACGAGGCAAUUCACAUAAAAAAGCAUUGCUAUGUGCAGCCUAUGCAAGUACACGGCACGAUGAACAUCUUGCCGCUGAAUACAUGCAAAAAGCCUAUAAACAUCUGUUGGCUGCUGAAGAAGAGGAUCGCUUGUAUUUUUGGCAUCAUCAAAAUCAAAAAGCAGAAAAGCUCUCGAAUGAGACAGUUCCCCGACCAUGUAUUGUUGCCCGAGCACCAAAUUUUGUCUACGUGAUGGCACCGGACUUUAGUUCACUAUCUGCUAAGGUCGCAACCUAUCGAAUCUUUUGUCGCGCAGCUGAUCGCCCAAAUGCAAAAGCUCGAAUGGCUGAUACAAAUUAUCCUGGCAGCGGUCAACAGAUUCCAGCUAGUUUUAUCAAACCCGUGAAGAUCUCUGGUCUUGAUCCAGAUUUAAAAUAUGUCUUUUCAUUAGCUAUCUACGAUGUACAAGGACAAUUGAUUGGGGAAAGCGUUAGUGAAUCAACUGAACCUAUCCUAGCAGCCAAUCCAAUAUCAUUACUAUUCAUUCGAUGUCUUCUGUCUCAAGUGUCGUAUGAAAUCAAACAAUAUGCGGUUGCUAAGAAAGCAUUUCAUGCCAUUUGGACGUACUUCGUUAGAACACCAGCUAAGAUCGAAAGUUCAAUACGUGAAUUGAUCACCGAGAAUCCAUUAGUCCUCUAUGAACUGCGAUACUCAUGCGUAGCGGAAAGUUCCAUUUCUUUAUUGCAAAAGUUUAUCAACUCGAUCUUUAUCAAUUUGGAAAUAUUUAUCAAGGAGAAUCACUAUUACUGCGAUAUGAUUACACCAACAUCCUCCACUCGUACUAAUCAAAUCAAUCGUAUUCAUGCUUGUAGUCAAAUUCUGAUCGCGUUAGAGCUUUCCUGUUGGCUCAAUGAUCCUCAGUAUACUCUACAAUCAAUAAUUUAUCUCUAUGGCUUAUUAACACCAUUGAUCUUUCAUAAAAUCUUCUAUCCGUCUCUCAAUCAUAUCUUUGACAAAUCACUCGCCGUACUCGAAGAAAUUUCGCAACAAAUAACAAAACAACGUUCGCGUUUAACACAAGAGAAUCUCUACCACAUGGUUGCCUGUAUGACCUCGUAUCUCAGUGAAUAUUUACAAGAGAACAAUGAAGUUAAAAUGUCGAGCUUAGUCAAUCAGAUCGGAAAGAGAAUCCUCUCAACAAUGAUAACCACGCCAACAAAUGACACCAGCCGAGCGCAUCAAACUUCAGCAGUAGGUACACAGGGCCAAACAAUCCUAUCGGACGAAGUCGCAGAAUCGAUAAUGCCGAAAUCGUAUUAUAUCUCAUUGCAUAAUGAAGAACUUAAAGCGUUAGAACGAUUUGUCGCGAAAGAGCGGAAUACUCAAGCAGCACUGAAUGGCAACGAAGAAUCAACAGCAGUCUAUAGUUUUAUCAAUUCAACGUCUGUUCUACAUAGUUAUAAAGAAGUUCAAAAGUUCCGAAAACGUCCAGUAUACAUGGAGUAUCUCGCUCAAAUUCUGACAAAAUCUUUGCUCGAAUCGUCCGGCGAUGAAAUUCUUAAUUGGUACGAUGAUAAUCAAGAGUUUAUCGGCAAAAGAAACGAACUCAUUCUUGGUCCUUGGCGAAUGCUCAUUACCAAAGGCGAAGAUAUCAUAGCUCUACUUGGCAAUAAUGAAAAUAAAUACGCUGCGGCAGUAACAGAAUUCAGUCCGGAACAAAAAGAUAAACAACAACAACAACAACAGUUGACUGGAAAGAAAAAACAAGCGGCUUUGACAAAGAAGAUGCUCCGUGCUAAACCGACGAAAUAUCAUUUUCUAAUACCGACGAAAACUUCCGAUGUACAACGUAAAGAGCUCGAACAACGACAAAAGCCUAGGCUUCAAAAGAUACAAUAA